Molecule: messenger RNA, 978 nt
Organism: Schistosoma margrebowiei
Lineage: Eukaryota; Metazoa; Platyhelminthes; Trematoda; Strigeidida; Schistosomatidae
Source: the annotation of a GenBank genome assembly
AUGGAUACAAUUCAUGAACCAAAUAUUAUCAUAGAACAAGAUGAUAAGGAUUUUUAUCUUUCAUCGCCGUUAUAUCCAAUUUUACUUAAUAAAUCAAAUAAUAAUACUAAUCAUUAUCAAAGUAAUUUAUCAUCAUUUGAAGAUAUAUUCGAUUGUGUUUUUUCAAAAUUUUUCUCUUCAUGGACUCAAAUGAAAGCUGUUCCAGAAGAUUUGAUUGCAAUUUUAUGCGUGGUACGAGAGCAGAUAAAUCGUAUUUUGAAAACCAUUCCUAUUUCACUUGAAGAAUUUGAAAAUUCUCUGAUAAAAUUUAAUCCAUAUGAUGUACCAUCUAUGUGGUCGAAACGAGAGAAUCGUCUACGUGUAGAUAUGUUACAUAAUCACCCGGCAUUAAUAGAAUUACGUAACGAUGUAAGGAAACGUCAUCAAGGACAUGUAUAUGAGAAUCGUUUAAAUAUUUUGUCAAAUUCAGCACCUUUAGAAUAUAUCCCAUCAAAGGGAUCGAAGUUAUGUAGUAAAGACAAUCAAUCAUUCACUGUACUCUUGUCACCUGAUCGCAAGUCGCUUCUUAUAAGAGACACAAACCAGAACAUAAGAGAAAUAUGGCAACUAAACUGUAUUAGCCGAGUAUCUUUGGGUAUAACUGAGAAAGUGAAAAAAAAUCCGGAACGUACAUUACUCUUUCAAGUGGAAUUAUCCGAUAUUCCAAAUCAAGAUGAUCCCAAUGAAUCGACAAGUAAUAAAUCACGUUGUUUUCGAGUUAUUUUAUUAGCCAGAUCAGUAAUUGAAUAUAAUUAUUGGUUAGAUGGAUUAUUUUUAUUAAAUAAAUUAAAUAAUCCAAGUGAUUAUUACAAUGAAGAUGUGGAGCGUUUAACUGAACUAGACAUGUGUAUACGUCUUUCAAGUUUAGAUUUAAAUCAGUUGCCAAAAAGAGAAAUCGCCAUGCCUACAGAUCCACCACCACCUUUGGAUUUUAUUUAA